Molecule: messenger RNA, 2688 nt
Organism: Vicia faba (fava bean)
Lineage: Eukaryota; Viridiplantae; Streptophyta; Magnoliopsida; Fabales; Fabaceae
Source: the annotation of a GenBank genome assembly
AUGGCGCGGCUCCUCGCGAAGCUGACGCUAAUCACAAUCGCUCUAACAUUCCUCUUCUCUCCGUCGCAUUCCGCCGUAUUCAGCAUAGAUCUCGGCUCCGAAUCGCUCAAGGUAACCGUGGUAAACCUAAAACCAGGCCAGACUCCGAUCUCCGUCGCGAUCAACGAGAUGUCGAAACGGAAAUCACCGGUGCUAGUUUCGUUCCACGACGGAGAUCGUCUCCUCGGCGAGGAAGCAGCGGGUCUAGUCGCGCGGUAUCCGCAAAAAGUUUAUUCUCAAAUGAGAGACCUAAUCGGGAAACCCUAUGCUUCUGCUAAGAAGUUUCUAGAUUCGUUGUAUUUACCUUUCGAGGCGAAGGAGGAUUCUACAAGAGGCACUGUGAAUUUCGUGGUGGAUAAAAACGGUACGUAUUCGCCCGAGGAAUUGGUUGCUAUGGUUUUGAGUCAUGCCGCAAAUUUGGCGGAGUUUCAUUCGAAGAUUCCGAUUAAAGACGCGGUGAUUGCUGUUCCGCCUUAUUUCGGACAAGCGGAACGGAAGGGAUUGCUUCAGGCGGCCGAGUUAGCUGGGAUUAAUGUUCUUUCGUUGAUUAACGAGCAUUCUGGUGCGGCGUUGCAGUAUGGGAUUGAUAAGGAUUUCUCGAACGAGUCGAGGCAUGUUGUUUUCUAUGAUAUGGGUUCUAGCAGUACCUAUGCUGCACUUGUGUAUUUCUCAUCUUAUAAAAGUAAAGAGUAUGGGAAGACAGUGUCGGUGAAUCAGUUUCAGGUCAAGGAUGUCCGUUGGAACCCUGAGCUGGGUGGUCAGCACAUGGAAUUGCGACUGGUAGAGUAUUUUGCUAAUGAAUUCAAUGCACAAGUUGGUGGUGGAAUAGAUGUGAGAAAAUUUCCUAAGGCUAUGGCUAAGUUAAAGAAACAGGUUAAACGGACAAAAGAAAUUCUCAGCGCAAACACCGGAGCUCCCAUUUCUGUUGAGUCUCUUCACGGUGAUGUGGACUUCAGGAGCUCAAUAACCCGUGAGAAGUUUGAAGAGCUCUGUGAAGAUAUUUGGGAAAAAUCUCUUGUACCGUUGAAAGAGUUGCUUGAGCAUUCAGGCUUGUCAGCAGAUCAAAUAUAUGCAGUGGAGUUAAUUGGAGGUGCUACCAGAGUGCCAAAGUUACAGGCUAAGCUUCAAGAGUUCCUUGGUAGAAAAGAACUUGAUAGGCAUCUUGAUGCUGAUGAAGCAAUAGUUCUUGGUGCUGCUCUGCAUGCUGCAAAUAUAAGUGAUGGUAUCAAAUUAAACCGAAAACUAGGUAUGGUUGAUGGUUCCUUAUACGAGUUUGUGAUUGAAUUGAGUGGUGCCAAUCUUCCGAAAAGUGAAAGUUCUAGGCAGUUACUUGUACCUAAAAUGAAGAAACUUCCGAGUAAGAUGUUCAGAUCCAUUAUUCAUGACAAAGAUUUUGAAGUUUCUCUAGCUUAUGAAAGUGAACAUCUUUUGCCACCUGGUGUUACCUCUCCCUUAAUUGCUCAAUACCAGAUAUCUGGUUUAGCAGAUGCAAGUGAGAAAUAUUCGUCUCGGAAUCUGUCGUCCCCCAUUAAGGCAAAUGUACAUUUCUCUCUUAGUAGAAGCGGAGUUCUUUCUCUGGAUCGGGCAGACGCUGUUGUUGAAAUAACAGAGUGGGUGGAAGUUCCCCGGAAGAACUUGACCAUAGAGAAUUCAACUAUUUCGUCAAAUGUAUCAGAUGAAUCUAGUGCUAGUAACAAUUCCGAGGAAAGCAGUGAAAGUGUGCAAAGUGAUAGUGGUAUUAAUAAGACAUCUAACACGAGUGCUGAAGAGCAAGCUGCUGCUGAACCUGCUACAGAGAAAAAGCUGAAAAAGCGGACCUUUAGGGUACCAUUAAAGAUUGUUGAGAAGAUUACAGGAGCAGGGAUGUCUCUAUCGAAAGAUUUUCUUGCUGAAGCUAAAACAAAAUUACAAGCACUAGACAAAAAGGACGCAGAAAGGAAAAGGACAGCCGAGUCUAAAAAUAAUUUAGAAGGAUAUAUAUACACUACUAAGGAAAAGAUUGAAACUCUUGAGGAGUUUGAAAAAGUCUCUACGAGUGAGGAACGCAAGUCCUUUGUUGAGAAGCUUGAUGAGGUGCAAGAUUGGUUAUAUACAGAUGGUGAAGAUGCCAACGCCACAGAGUUUGAAGAGCGUCUAGAUCAGUUGAAAGCUGUUGGAGAUCCAAUUUUCUUCAGGUUAAAAGAGCUUACAGCUCGACCAGCAGCAGUUGAGCAUGCCCGCAAAUACCUUAUUGAGCUGAAACAGAUUGUAGAAGAGUGGAAAUCAAAGAAGUCCUGGCUUCCAAAAGAACGAGUAGAUGAGGUGAUUAAUAUUGCAGAAAAGUUAAAGAACUGGCUGGAUGAGAAAGAAACUGAGCAAAAGAAAACUUCUGGAUUCAGUAAGCCUGCAUUUACAUCUGAAGAAGUACAUUUAAAGGUGUUUGAACUACAAAACAAGGUUGCCAGUAUUAAUAGAAUCCCCAAGCCCAAGCCCAAGAUUCAGAAGUCCACAAAGAAUGAAAGUGAGAGCAAUGAGCAGAAUACUGAUACUGAUAAUUCUGAUUCCACCUCAACUGAUAGUUCCUCCCAAAGUGAUGAAUCUGCUAACCCGUCAAAAGGUGAAAGUGAAGAAUCGGUUGACGAGCAACCUGAAAAGCACGAUGAGUUAUGA